Fusarium vanettenii 77-13-4 is the source of this 3003-nucleotide messenger RNA. RefSeq lists its product as uncharacterized. The transcript is spliced from 3 exons. The coding region runs from base 1 to 3003 and encodes 1000 amino acids. The record is from RefSeq and is a predicted model, not a curated record. Gene Ontology annotation, cellular component: nucleus; cytoplasm; XPC complex. Gene Ontology annotation, biological process: mismatch repair; nucleotide-excision repair. Gene Ontology annotation, molecular function: single-stranded DNA binding; damaged DNA binding. Lineage: Eukaryota; Fungi; Ascomycota; Sordariomycetes; Hypocreales; Nectriaceae.
AUGCCUCCUGUUGUACCGCGCAAGAGAUUGCGCGAGUCAUCGCCUUCGGGAGAGUCGAGACCAUCAAAAUCGGCAAGAAGCAAGGAUGGCUCAUCUCGGCGCAAAGCAACCCUAUAUGACGACCUAGAUGCGACUUCGACACCUCUUUCGUCAAAGAAUUCGAACUCGGUUCUGCACGGUUUUGCAGAUAAUGGUAGCGAUGAUGAUGAAAGCUCUUUGACGUCACUUUCGGAUGAUGAAUUCGAGGAUGUAGUUCCACCGAAGGAUCCGGAAGACAAAGACGAGGAGGACUCCACAGAUGAGGACAUCGAGUUCGAGGAUGUCGAGGCACCAGCUGCACCGGCGCCAGAUGCUCCAGUUCCAUCUGGCGAUUUGGAGUUGACUCUUACUAGAGAUACUCGGAUCUCACUGACGAAUGCCUUUGACAAGAAGGGACCAUCAAAACGAGAGAGAAAGGUCCGACAUGCUACGCAUUGCGUCCAUGUCUUAUUACUGCUAUGGCACAACGCCAUCCGGAACUCUUGGCUCUGCGACCCUGAAGUCCAGGCUACUAUGAUUUCUCAUCUCCCACCCAAGUUAUGGGAUGAGGUGGACCGAUGGAGGCGCAACAGCGGUCUUGAGAAGCCACCUCCCAAGAAGAUGACCAAGGAAACUCCCAAAACAAAAGAAAAGGGCAAGAAAGCUCAAGAAAGACAGUCACGACAUUGGGGUGCUGAGGCACAGAAACUUGAAGAAGGGGCCGUCGACAUGAGCCAUGGAGAUCCUCUCUUUCGACUUAUGCGGGUACUGACAUCUUGGUGGAGGCAGAGAUUCCGUGUAUCAGCACCAGGCCUGAGGAAAUGGGGAUACAUGUCUCUUGAGCGGUUGGACCGGCUUACCAAGGCUCACAAGGCUGAGCCUCAUGAUCCCGAGCAGUUUGGAGAGAAGAUAGAAGACCUGGAGGGUUUUCGGGAAUGCGCUCGAGCUUGUACGGGAAGCCGAGACGUUGGAGCUCAGCUUUUCACUGCCCUCCUCAGGGGAUUGGGAUUGGAAGCACGAAUGGUUGCGAACCUCCCUACUCUUGGGUUUGGCUGGAAUAAGCUUGAAGAUGCCGAGCCUGAGAAGGACGACAAAUUGGGUCAGAAGAAGUCGAAAGCAAGCAAGAAGAAAGGAGCAAAGGAUGCGAGCGAGACGAAGCCAACUACGAAAGCGACAAGCAAGCAAGCAAAGAAACCGGCCAGAAAGACAAAGUCCAAAACAGAAAUCGUGAGUGAUUCUGAUGAGCUGGAGCUUGAGUACAAGGACACCGACGACGAAUCAGUGGUUGAGCUGGAAACCACACCCCGAAAUAUACCUGUUCCUACGAAACAGUAUGACCGAGAUAUGGACUAUCCUCACUACUGGACAGAAGUCCUCUCCCCUGUCACUAACACAUACCUGCCCGUUGAUGCUAUAGCCAGGAACAUUGUCGCCACAAGCAGGGGCCUCAUCGAGUCGCUGGAGCCCCGUGGAGCCAAAGCCGACAAGGCUCGCCAGAUCAUGGCAUACAUCAUUGGAUACUCCCAAGAUGGAACAGCCAAGGAUGUUACCGUCAGAUACCUCAAGCGGAAUGUACUUCCAGGGCGUACCAAGGGGGUGAGAAUGGCGCCAGAGAAGGUCCCGAUUUACAACCGCCACGGAAAGGUGAAGCGAUACGAAAAGUUUGACUGGUUCAAGACUGCAAUAUCUGGAUACCGUCGCGGUACCAAGAGACACCCAAUCACAGAAGUCGACGAGAUGGAAGACGCCGCAGACCUGAAGAUCGCUAAGCCAGAGAAGAAGGAAGUCAAGGAGGGCAAGGAGACACUGCAAUACUACAAGCAGUCCAAGGAAUUUGUCCUUGCACGACAUUUAAAACGCGAGGAGGCUCUCAAAGCUGGGGCUAAGCCAGUCAAGAUCUUCAAGAGCAAGGGCAAGGGCGGCAAGGUCGAAGACGAAGAUGUCUUUCUUCGCAGCGACGUCCUGAAUGUGAAGAGCGCCGAGACAUGGCACAAGCAGGGCAGGGCGCCAAUUGCUGGAGAACAGCCUCUCAAGAGAGUACCAUACCGCGCGGCAACCACCAAUCGUCGCCGCGAAAUCAUGGAGGCGGAGGCUGCCACAGGAGAAAAGGUUCUACAAGGACUCUACAGCCGCGAACAAACCGACUGGAUCAUUCCGCCGCCAAUAAAGGACGGCAUUAUUCCCAAGAACGAAUAUGGGAACAUCGACUUGUUUGCUGAGCACAUGUGUCCACAGGGGGCAGCACACGUACCUUACCGCGGCGCAAUGCGUGUUUGCAAAAGACUUCAGAUCGACUACGCUGAGGCAGUUGUUGACUUUGAAUUUGGGAACCGAAUGGCUGUCCCCGUCAUCCAAGGCGUCGUCAUUGCCGAAGAGCAUCUCGAAACGGUUAUGGUAGAGCUCGAGAAAGACGAAGCGGAACGCGUACGAAAGGAAGAUGAGAAGCGGAGAAAGGCAGCAUUGUCCCAAUGGCGUAGAUUUCUCAUGGGGAUGCGUAUUGCGGAGAGGAUUCGACAAGAGUACGGAGAGAUCGACGACCAAGUCUCAGUGUUUGGGCAUGCUAGGGAUGCAACAAGCACGAGGAAGCAACCCCACGUUCAUGAUGAAGAAAUGGCUGGUGGCUUCCUGCCAGAAGGUUAUGAAGAGGAAGAGGAAGAGGUCGAGGAGCCAGCGCAUCAUACCUCUGCUUUCUUUCCUGCUGUGGAUGAAGAUGAUGAGGAGGAUGGUGGGUUGGUGAUGGAGGUUGAUGGGCCGUCAGAGGCCGAGGUAGAAUCUGAGGCAGAAUCUGAGCCGCCUCAACCAGUCCGGAGGUCUCGGGGGCGGCCAAGGAAACAGGUUGAGAAGAAGCAGGUCUCUUCUGGGCCGGCAACUCGACGGUCGACGCGGAGUGGGCGUAAUGUAGUUUCGUAUAAUGAAGAGGGCGAGGACGAGGUCGAUGAUGACGAAGUCGCAGAUUCGUAUGCUGAAUCUGAGGACGAUGAAUAG